Molecule: messenger RNA, 1949 nt
Organism: Charadrius vociferus (killdeer)
Lineage: Eukaryota; Metazoa; Chordata; Aves; Charadriiformes; Charadriidae
Gene: LMBRD1
Product: LMBR1 domain containing 1
Exons: 16
Coding region: 1-1623 (540 amino acids)
Biological process (GO): protein localization to vacuole
Cellular component (GO): vacuolar membrane
Source: RefSeq, a predicted model, not a curated record
AUGAACCAUCCAAGCAGCUUGUCAACAUCCCUGCACUCUGCUUCCACCUGCGCUGCCCUCACAGCUAUUCUAAUUUUCUGCUGGGUUUAUGUGCGCAAGUAUCAGAGUCGGCGGGAAAGUGAAGUGAUUUCUACCAUAACAGCGAUCUUCGCAUUGGCCGUUGCUCUUAUUUCAUCAGCGCUACUACCAGUGGACAUCUUCUUGGUUUCAUAUAUGAAAAACCAAAAUGGUACAUUUAAGGACUGGGCUGAUGCUAAUGUUUCAAGACAAAUUGAAGAUACUGUACUUUAUGGAUACUACACUUUGUACUCCAUCAUACUGUUCUGCGUCUUUCUGUGGAUUCCCUUUGUCUAUUUCUAUUAUGAGGAGAAAGAAGAUGAUGAUGGCAACACAUGCUCACAGGUUAAAACUGCACUCAAAUAUACUCUGGGAUUCGUCACAAUUUGUGCAGUUCUUCUCUUAAUUGGUGCUUUUGUUCCUUUGGAUAUUCCCAACAAGAAGAAUUCCACAGAGUGGGAGAAAGUGAAGCUCCUGUUUGAAGAAUUUGGAAGUAGUCAUGGCUUGACUGCUCUUUCAUUUUCCAUUAGUUCCUUGACAGUGAUUGGAAUGCUGGCAGCUAUCACUUACACAGCUUAUGGUAUGUCAGCUUUGCCUCUAAACUUGAUUAAAGGAACUACUAGUGCAGCUUAUGAACGUUUAGAGAACACUGAAGAUAUUGAAGAAGUGGAACAACAUUUAUUAAGGAUUAAAUCAAAGUGCAGAGAUGGUCGACCUCUGUCAUCAAGGGAUAGACGAACUGUACAACAACUAGAAGAGAGACUAAGGACACUUCGAAGAAGAGAGAGGCAUCUGGAGUCCAUUGAGAAAAGCUGGUGGACAAAGUUCUGUGAAGCUAUCCGACCUCUAAAGAUUGUGUGGGGAGUAUUCUUCAUCAUUGUGGCACUGCUCUUCACUGUCUCUCUAUUCUUGUCAAAUUUGGACAAAGCUCUGCAUUCAGCUGGCUUCGACUCAGGAUUUAUAAUUUUAGGAACUAAUCUGACAAAUCCAUUGAAUAUGCUGUUACCUGUUCUUCAAACAGUUUUUCCACUUGAUUAUAUUCUUAUUACAACAAUUGUUAUGUACUUUAUCUUCACUUCAAUGGCAGGGAUUCGAAACAUGGGUAUAUGGUUCUUCUGGAUAAGGCUUUAUAAAAUCAGGCGAGGAAAAACUCGACCUCAAGCACUCCUGUUUCUCUGUAUGAUACUUCUGUUGAUAGUUCUUCAUACAAGUUACAUGAUCUACAGUCUUGCCCCUCAGUAUGUAAUGUAUGGAAGCCAAAAAUACCUGGUACAGAGUAAUAAGACAAUUGAUGGCCAGCCAAUGAAUGUGACAACAUUUGUAUCUAAAGACUGUGAUGCAGAUGCACCUGAAGAUCAGUGUAUUGUUACUCGAACAUACCUCUUUCUUCAUAAAUUUUGGUUCUUCAGUGCUGCCUAUUACUUUGGGAACUGGGCAUUCAUUGCAGUCUUUUUAAUUGGAUUAAUUGUUUCAUGCUGCAAAGGCAAGAAAUCGGUCAUUGAAGGUGAAGUGGAUGAAGAUGAUUCAGACAUGAGUGAUGAUGAACUGUCUGUUUAUUACCAUUGAUAGCCUUUUGCAUUCAAGAUGGAAAAAUGUAAUUAAAAAUUAUGUUGAAAGUCAUACCCAUAUGAAGUUGGUAUCCAAAUAAGCAUCCUUGCACCUGUAAAAAUAGAGGAAAUAAGUGUACUCAUUUAAAGGGGUAAAACACUGAAUAUCACUUUGAGUAUCACUGUUGUAGCAGAACAAAUAUUGAAGCUGGGUUUGAAUAAUAUAUAGAAAAUACUGUUUUAUGAUUAAAUGUAUAUGUAACUUACUGAUGUAUAAUUUGAUGAACUGUUGUAACUAUUUCAUAAUUCAUGUUGCUGUUCUGUUAACUUAAGUUUUCUUAAAUA